Cyphomyrmex costatus is the source of this 798-nucleotide messenger RNA. Its product is annotated as chymotrypsin-2-like. Gene Ontology annotation, molecular function: serine-type endopeptidase activity. The coding region runs from base 1 to 798 and encodes 265 amino acids. The record is from RefSeq and is a predicted model, not a curated record. Gene Ontology annotation, biological process: proteolysis. Lineage: Eukaryota; Metazoa; Arthropoda; Insecta; Hymenoptera; Formicidae. The transcript is spliced from 7 exons.
AUGAUGAUACAAUUAUUAUGCUUAAUUUCAAUGGUCGCUAUUGAUUAUGGCGCAUCAAUAAAAUUAACACCGAGAGUUGUUGGAGGGAGACUUGCCGAGCCAGGUGAAGUCCCAUACCAGGUUGCUCUACAAAACAUUGUAACAAAGGAACAAUUCUGCGGUGGAGUCAUAAUUAACGAGUAUUAUGUAGUAACCUCUGCUCAUUGUAUAUUUUGGGAAGACAUUUUGGACAUUGCGGUCAGUGCUGGAACAACAGACCUUCGAAAACCGCAUUCAGUGCAUCUAGCUGUGUUAGGUCAUGUACACGAACAAUAUGAUCCCGAACAUUUCAAUGGCAGAUUCAAUUACGAUAUCGGUUUAGUUAAGGUCCAAACUCCAUUUGUAUUUUCUUUUUUGAUAUCUCCUGCCAAUUUACCGAAACAAGAUGAAUUUGUCGAAACAGGCUCGACAGCAUUAAUAUCGGGAUUCGGCGUGAUAACGUAUCCUGCAGGAAAGACAACCAAUCAGUUGUACAUCGUAGAUAAUAUAAUAGUCAAUCAAACUUAUUGUAACGAAAUAUAUAUAGACCUAAUAGAUGCAGAAAUUUACGAUUCGCAAAUCUGCUCAAUUCAUCCAACUGAAGAAAAGGGUAUAUGCUUUGGUGAUUCUGGUGGCCCUCUUACUGUCAAUGGAAAACUCGUUGGACUCGUUGUGUAUACGUACGAUUGCGGUAGUAGUAAAUAUCCCACCGUGUAUACACGCGUCCCGUCGUACAUUACUUGGAUAAAUGAACAAAUAAAAAUUGACAAAAAAUUAUAA